Messenger RNA from Carya illinoinensis, 1251 nucleotides. RefSeq names its product protein FAR1-RELATED SEQUENCE 5-like. Bases 1 to 1251 code for a protein of 416 amino acids. NCBI's taxonomy places the organism in Eukaryota, Viridiplantae, Streptophyta, Magnoliopsida, Fagales, Juglandaceae. The record is from RefSeq and is a predicted model, not a curated record. The transcript has a single exon.
AUGGAGUUUGACAGUGAAAAAGAGCUUAUUGCCUACUAUAAGCUCUAUGCCAAGCAAGAGGGUUUUGGCGUAAGGACACAGAGGACUAAAAGAGACGAUGAUGGGAGGCCUGUGUAUCUGACUAUUGGUUGUGCCCGUGGCGGAAAGUACUAUCCGAAGCCAAACACUAAUAUCUCGAAGCCACGAGCAACAACUAAAACGGGUUGUAAGGUGAAUGUAAAUGCAACGUUGAACUGUCAUGAGAAAUGGGUUUUGACAACUGUAGAAAAUUCUCACAACCAUAUUACUUUGAGCCCCAAGAAAAGUAGACUAUUGCGGUCGCACAAGCAUCUAGAUGAAUAUAGUCAAAGGAUCCUCGAGCUGAAUGAUAGAGCUGGUAUACGAAUGCACAAGAACUUUUAUUCUCUUGUUGUUGACGUGGGGGGUUAUGAGAAUUUGGCUUUUCAAGAAAAAGAUUGUAGGAAUUAUAUUGACAAAGCUAGAUAUUUAAGGUUGGGUAAAGGAGGUAGCGAUGCACUUAAUGAGUAUUUCAAAAGAAUGAGAGAUCAGAACGAUGGCUUUGUUUUUUACAUGGACGUGGAUGAUGAUGGAAGGCUACGGAAUGUGUUUUGGGCUGAUGCACGUAGUCGAGCCGCCUAUGAGUAUUUUGGAGACGUUGUAUCGUUCGAUACAACGUACCUAACAAAUAGGUACGGUAUGCCUUUUGCUCCAUUCGUUGGUGUUAACCAUCAUGGUCAGUCCAUACUAUUCGGGGCGGGAUUGCUAUCAAGCGAGGACACACAUAGUUUUGUUUGGUUGUUCCAAAUGUGGUUGGAUUGCAUGAAGGGUAGGGCGCCCAAAGCUAUCAUAACCGACCAAGAUCGAGCGAUGAAGAAUGCGAUUGCAACUGUAUUCCCUGAAACUCACCAUAGAUAUUGUUUAUGGCAUAUAAUGCGCAAACUUCCAGAGAAGUUAGGAUCGCACGCCAAAUUCAACAAUUUUUUGAAAACUGACUUGCAGUCUGCAUUAUAUAAUUCACAUACCACCACAAAAUUUGAGGAGAGCUGGGGUCAACUACUUGCAAAGUAUGAUCUGUUCGGCAACAAUUGGCUUCAGUCCUUAGGAGAGGUCCUUUUGGGUUCCAGUCUUCCUCAAGAGUGUAUUUUGGGCUGGAAUGAGUACAACGCAAAGGUCCAAAAGUAUGAAUGCAUUUUUUUACGGGUAUGUCCAUGCUGGGACGACGUUGAAGGAAUUUGUCGACCAAUUCGAUAA